Molecule: messenger RNA, 645 nt
Organism: Solanum dulcamara
Lineage: Eukaryota; Viridiplantae; Streptophyta; Magnoliopsida; Solanales; Solanaceae
Exons: 3
Coding region: 1-645 (214 amino acids)
Molecular function (GO): nucleic acid binding
Source: RefSeq, a predicted model, not a curated record
AUGCACACUGACCAUACAGCCUUUAGAUAUUUGAUGACAAAAAGGAUGCUAAGCUUAAUCAAAUGGGUGUUGUUGCUCAAGGAAUUUGAUUUUGAAGUGAAAGACCGUAAAGGCAGUGAAAAUCAGAUAGUUGACCAUUUUUCCAGGCUGGUUAAUGAAAAUAGAGACAAGUCUGUGAAUGCUAACAAGACUGCUUGGGCGAAGAAGCUAGAUGAUGCUCUUUGGGCAUACCGGGCAACUUUAAAAACACCUAUUGAUAUGUCCGCAUACCAGUUAGUUUUUGUAAAGGCAUGUCAUUUGCCUGUGGAGCUGGAACAUAAGGCGUUGUGGGCCUUGAAAAAGUUAAACUUGAAUUGGAGUAAAGAUGUACAUAUGAGGCUAGGUCAAAUCAAUGAGAUGGAUGAGUUUUGCUUGCGUGCAUAUGAGAGUGCUUCUUUAUACAAAGAGCGAAUGAAACUAUAUCAUGAAAGGCAUGUUGAGCAGCGAAAAUUCAGCAUUGGGGACAAAGUAUUUUCUCAUGGAGCAAUUGAAAUUGAAGCUCAAUAUGGUCAUAGGUUCAAAGUGAAUGGACAACGGGUGAAAUGGUCCUUGGGAUCUCCUGACGAAGUAAAAGUUGUUGAAAAGCUCCAACUUGAUGAAUUAUGA